Molecule: messenger RNA, 330 nt
Organism: Trypanosoma theileri
Lineage: Eukaryota; Euglenozoa; Kinetoplastea; Trypanosomatida; Trypanosomatidae
Product: sporangia induced deflagellation-inducible protein
Exons: 1
Coding region: 1-330 (109 amino acids)
Cellular component (GO): centrosome; ciliary basal body
Source: RefSeq, a predicted model, not a curated record
AUGGCUUCCCUAGGUUCUGAUGUGCAAGCCACUAGUAAUGAACUGGUCUCUGUUAUUGAAGAAAUGAAAGAACGACGUGCAGAGCUUGAUCAAAGCAUUAGACGUGAAGAAGAAGAACGAACUCGAUUACUCACCGAGAUAAAGGCUUUAAACGCUCGUUUAACCUCAAUAGAUGAAAGUUUGCGACGGAAAAUGACGGCGAAAUCAGAUCUUGAUAAAGUUAUUCAUGAUACAUCAGAGGCAUUCAGAAAAAUACUUGACGCAUCUAAGCAGUUGCUCAGCAAUGUGCGUGAGGAAUCCUCAGGUAUUCGUCACUGUGAUGGUCUUUAA